Talaromyces rugulosus is the source of this 3744-nucleotide messenger RNA. RefSeq lists its product as uncharacterized. Lineage: Eukaryota; Fungi; Ascomycota; Eurotiomycetes; Eurotiales; Trichocomaceae. Gene Ontology annotation, cellular component: nuclear pore transmembrane ring. The record is from RefSeq and is a predicted model, not a curated record. The coding region runs from base 1 to 3744 and encodes 1247 amino acids. Gene Ontology annotation, molecular function: structural constituent of nuclear pore. The transcript is spliced from 4 exons. Gene Ontology annotation, biological process: nuclear pore organization; protein import into nucleus.
AUGAAUGGCACUCCCCGACUUCGUUCUGCCUUUCCCCAAACUCCGCAGGCACAACGAGGACGCAAUGGUUCACCUCAAAUCCCCAAACUGAAGGAUGCGAACAUGGGGGGCACCCAGGCACCCCAGGAGAAUGGAGCGGGCGGCCCUCUUAUUCCUCUUCGAAUAGUCGACGCGCCUUCGCAGCGCUUGUAUGUUUCUGCAAUCUAUAUCGCGCUGGGGGCAUGGCGGAUAUACGAUUCUCUGGGCGCCUUCGAUGAACUUGAUUCGACGUGGCUGUUUUUGAAGUGGAAUUUUAUUGACGGCAUUUUCUUGUUCGGCAUCCAAGCUUUGAGGAUACCUUGGUUAGAAUGGACAUUUCCAACCUUUCUUACGAUAUUUUUGCUGCAUGCAGCAACUAAUGUGUUUCUAAUGUUUCGUAUUCCAUUACCUGUUGGAGCCUGGGCAACCGUUCUGUUCAAGUCUUUUUACGAUCGCGAAUUAUCUAUCUCGGAGCGCAGCGUAAAGCCAGGCGACAUUAUCCAUAAUGCCUCGUUGAUCUUGGGCAAACAGAUUAUACAUAUUCUUCCUGAAGGGUCUGCCGUUUUGAACCCCGAACAUAUACCCUUGUGUCUCGGCACGCAGCAGCAGUCUGUUUCUCUUCCAGUCCGCAUCAACCAGUCUACACCAAUUCUCAUCGAAAUCUUACACUUCGACUUGAACACUGGCAAAAACGACACCAUCGCUUUCUCGAACAAACAAUUGAAACAGUUGCGCAAGAAACAGCCUGCAUCUACAACAGGCGGUGAUCUGCAACUUCCAGUGAAGAAGCCCGGGAUUUACCGCCUGAGCCGAGUUGUAGACGAGUCAAACUUGGAGGUACAAACCAAGGUAUCUGACGCAUUGGUUCCUGUCUGUCCCAAGGCAAGCCCUAUAAACACCCAGACCGACCGAUGUAAAGGAGACCUAUCGGAUAUUGUUCUUGAGGUAGAGGGGGCCCCUCCUCUCAAAAUCAAGUAUGUUCGCAAGGUCAAUGGGCUCGACGGCGGAUUUUCGUUCCAGAACAUACACUCUGAGGGUAGCGCGUCAUUGGCACCUAACCGGAAACUUUCUGGGCUCCUCAUUGACCCUGAAGUGCCAAUUCCAGCUUGGGCGCAGAGUCAGAAAUUGCAGAUUCCAUUGAACGAGUCUUUGAAUAAUGGGGGCCAGUGGGUUUACGCCAUCGAGGAGGUCCACGAUGCAUACGGCAAUAUUGCGAACUAUUCGAGUCUUUAUGAUGAUGCUGAUAGCUCAUCAGGCAAAGGGCUUUUGCAGUCGCACCAGCUUUCUGUCCACGAGCGACCCCGUCUUUCUUUGCUUGGUUGCAAUGCUCAGAAUUUCCUCCAGGUCGCAAAAGGGGACUCCACAGAGCUACCCCUUCAUUUCCACUCCACUGGAAGAGACUACAGUGGUGAUACACCCCUUCAGAUAACCUACUCACACUCCAAUGCCGAUGAACCCGAACAAACCGGCGGACUCUUGAAGCCAAACCAACUGUCAUUAAAGAGUUUAGACCACCGACCGAGAAUCAAAGAACCGGGAUGGUACUCCAUUGACUCCGUGUCGAGUCGUUACUGUGCAGGAGAGAUUCUGGAGCCAUCUAGUUGUCUACUCUACAACCCUCCUGAACCGGAACUGGCUGUCCGCUACGAGAAGAUCUUUGACAAGUGUGCCAAUAACUCCGUGGGUCUUCUGGUCGAUCUAGACCUAGUUGGCACUCCGCCGUUUACCUUGCGGUAUAAUAUUGAGAGUGGCAAAGGCGUGAAGCCUCGCAGUAUUCGGGUGGAUGGGCUUCGGGGAAGCUUGGAUCUCACUCCGACUGAAGCGGGAAAGUAUCGCUAUCGAUUCAUAGAUAUUUCCGAUAGUGUAUAUGCUGCUCGAUCCUUAAAAGACAGAGCUCCUGUAUUGGAGCAAGACGUGAAGCCCCCGGCAUCGGCACAUUUCUUGCGCUCACAAAAGUUAGAGCGGAGUUGCUACGGAGAAUCGGUUUCUGUGGAUGUAUCUUUCGUCGGCGAAUCUCCUUGGACACUGCAAUAUGAGCUUACCCACAAUGGCAAGAAAGUCAAACAUGAGCUGCAAAGCCAUGGAACAGUAGCCUCAAUUACUACUGGACCAUUACUGAGUGGUGGUGAGCAUGUGCUUUCAUUGAAUAGUGUGACCGAUCGGUCGGGCUGCAAACGAGCUCUGAAAGAUGGCUUCACUAUUCAAGUUCGCCCUAAGAAGCCAUCUGCUGGGUUUGGUCUAAUCGAUGAAAAGAGGUCUGUCCUUGCUCUUGAAAAUUCAGUAGUCAAGCUGCCUCUCAGGUUGAGCGGAACGCCGCCAUGGGUGGUCAAGUACCGCAAUAUGGACGUGAACUCAGCAAAAGUUGUGGAAACUCGAGUAUGGGACGAGAACGGGCUCGUUUCUAUCUCUGAUAACGGCCGCUAUGAGCUUGUGGAGGUCUUUGAUACGACUUGUCCGGGAACCAUUGAUCAAUCAGCGAGCGUCUUUGAAGUUGACUGGCUUCCACGACCUACAGUCUCCGUGUCGGGGCGCACCGGAAUUGGAGAGGACAACAUGAAACGCAGUGUUUGCCAGGGUGACGACGAUAUCGUGGAACUCAAACUAGUGGGCAGACCCCCUUUUAACGUCAAAUACCAGCAUCGCCAGAGCCGUGCUCAUGGGGCUCUUGAAGUUAAAGUACAUAGUCUCAAGAGUGCUUCCAGCGUCGCGUCAUUGGUUCUGGAUACGAAAAAACCCGGAGAUCAUCAAUACGAAAUCACCGAUGUCUCAGACAGUCUUUAUGAUUUCAACCCGAAGAGAGGCUACUCCGUCAAAGUUGCUCAAACGGUGAAUGCGCUGCCCUCUGCCCGCUUUGAAGCCCCAGGUCACAUCUACGCAUUCUGCAAGGAGGAUAGUGAGGGCGAUGAGCUCAUUCCAAUCGUACUCGAGGGCCAACCGCCAUUCUUCCUUGACAUAUCCAUCAAGCAUCAUUCGAGCUCCAAGCCCGAAGUCGUACGUGUUGGUCCUAUUCCAACCAACAAGCAUAAGCUUCCGAUACCCCGUCGCCAUUUGGAGCUUGGCCAGCAUGUGGUUAGCAUCAACCGCGUUGGAGAUUCUCGCGGAUGCCAGCGCGCGCUCGAUCGUGACUCCUCUUCCGUCCGAGUCGCCGUAUCAGACGUUCCAACGAUUAUACCUCUUGAGUCCCAAACCGACUACUGUGUUGGAGAGCGCAUUUCCUUCUCACUGUCCGGACACGCGCCCUUUGAAGUAUUCUAUACGUUUGAAGGUGUCGAGAAAAGAGCACUCUCGCCAUCCACUACCUUCCGGCGUAUUGCUGAAAGACCUGGCCAAUUCACCAUCAAUGCCGUGAGUGACGGCGCCAGCGGUCGCUGUCAAGCCCGCAAGAACAUAGGCAAGACGAUCCACGAAAUGCCCAGUGUCAAGAUCAGCAAGGGGCGCGAGAGUGUUGUUGAUAUCCACGAAGGUGGAGAGGCUGAGAUGAAUUUUGAAUUUUGGGGAACCCCGCCUUUUGAAUUCACGUACACACGAACGUCGAAUCCUAGGAAAGGAGAAAAACCCGAGGUCCUCGACAUCAAGCACGACGUGUCUUAUGACCACAAAAAGACGAUCAAAAUCUCCGAUGAAGGCACCUACGAAGUUGUCUCGAUCAAGGAUAAAUACUGCUCGUUUUCGACGCAGAAACUGCCAGGAAAAGUUACGAAGCAGGCAAAAGCUUUGCAAAAUUGA